AUGUCCGCCGAGGCCGUAGCAGACCUGGAGAGGCGUGCCGCCGCCGCUGAAACCGCAAUUGGGGAGUUGAGUUUGCGACUUCAAACAAUGGGCUCGAGUGUCGGGGCAGGUAUUGAACCAAGGCUACGAGAACUGCUUAAACUAAUGCACGAAGACCGCGCAGAAUUUGAGGCAGUGCGGGCCCAGCGCGAUGAGCUGAAGGAAGAAAACGAGAGACUCAAGAUACAAGUGGCAAAGCAUGAGUAUCGCAUCAAACACUUAUUGAGAACAAUAGAGGAAAUCUCUCCGGAGGAGAACUCGUAG
This is a messenger RNA of Trypanosoma brucei brucei TREU927, 303 nucleotides long. RefSeq lists its product as hypothetical. NCBI's taxonomy places the organism in Eukaryota, Euglenozoa, Kinetoplastea, Trypanosomatida, Trypanosomatidae. Bases 1 to 303 code for a protein of 100 amino acids. The record is from RefSeq and is a predicted model, not a curated record. The transcript has a single exon.